Molecule: messenger RNA, 385 nt
Organism: Poecile atricapillus (Black-capped chickadee)
Lineage: Eukaryota; Metazoa; Chordata; Aves; Passeriformes; Paridae
Product: C-C motif chemokine 4 homolog
Exons: 3
Coding region: 64-336 (90 amino acids)
Biological process (GO): chemokine-mediated signaling pathway; G protein-coupled receptor signaling pathway; monocyte chemotaxis
Cellular component (GO): extracellular region
Molecular function (GO): chemokine activity; CCR chemokine receptor binding
Source: RefSeq, a predicted model, not a curated record
CAGCAAAGAGGCUUCCAAGCUACCCUUGCCUGCUCCAGCUCCAGCCACCACUUCUCCGCUGACAUGAAGGUGUCUGUGGUUGCCCUCGCCAUCCUCAUCGCUGCCUUCUGCUACCAGACCUCUGCUGCUCCACUUGGCUCCGACCCACCAACCUCCUGCUGUUUCUCCUACAUCUCACGGCAGCUGCCCCGCAGCUUUGUGAAGGACUACUAUGAAACCAACAGCCUGUGCUCCCAGCCUGCCAUCGUGUUUAUCACCAGGAAGGGCCGGGAAGUCUGUGCCAACCCCGAGGACAACUGGGUCCAGCAGUACGUGAAUGAGCUGGAGUUAGACUGAGGUCCCGGACAGAUCCAGCUGCUCCAUGUCCCCCGCUGCUGGGAUGGAC